Messenger RNA from Setaria italica (foxtail millet), 1724 nucleotides. RefSeq names its product metalloendoproteinase 2-MMP. Gene Ontology annotation, molecular function: metalloendopeptidase activity; zinc ion binding. Bases 444 to 1562 code for a protein of 372 amino acids. Gene Ontology annotation, cellular component: extracellular matrix. NCBI's taxonomy places the organism in Eukaryota, Viridiplantae, Streptophyta, Magnoliopsida, Poales, Poaceae. The transcript has a single exon. The record is from RefSeq and is a predicted model, not a curated record. Gene Ontology annotation, biological process: extracellular matrix organization; collagen catabolic process; proteolysis.
UCUCCGUUCCGACCACAGGCUUCGCCAUCAUCCUCCGCGUGCUGCGUGCAGGUCACCGGAAACCAAACUCACAGAAGCUUCUCCGGGCGGGCCGGUGUAUCGGUGAUCCAUGUUCAAAAGCAAAACCUUUUCAGUUCUGAGCCCGUCACUUCACGCAGAUCACAGGCAGCCGUAGGCACGACAGCAACUCGCAACAAACACAAGGCCACAUCCCCUCUCCAUCUUGAACAAAAGGAAUUCACCAAACCACAAACACGCAGACAAAACUGCGACGUCCCGGCUCGAAGCGGAGGGCUCUGUGUCCCACCUCCUAGCCACGCGUACCUGCCGCUGCUGGGCGGCUGACCACGCCGCCCGUGGCCAACUUGGUAGCAACGCCUUAAAGCGUACGUGACAGCUGCGCCAUCUCUGCUCAUCUCAGCGACAAGCUUCCUCUGCUUCAGAUGACUUCGGCAACGGGCUCUCCGCUUGCAUCGCGAGUUUUCGCCGUCGCGGUGGCGAUGGUAGUGUUUGCGGUAGCGUUGCCGGCGGCGGCCUUCCCGGCCGGUUUGCCGCCUGGGGCGCCGGCGUUCCCGAACCCCUGGGCGGCGUUCCAGAACCUCUCCGGCUGCCACAUGGGCGAGGAGCGGCAGGGCCUGGCGGGGCUCAAGGACUACCUCAGCCACUUCGGCUACCUCCCGCCACCGCCGUCGUCGUCCCCGUUCACCGACGCGUUCGACGAGGAUUUAGAGGCGGCCAUCGCGACGUACCAGCGCAACUUCGGGCUCAACGCCACCGGCGCGCUGGACGCGUCCACCGUGGCGCAGAUGGUAUCCCCGCGCUGCGGCGUGGCCGACGUCAUCAACGGGACGUCCACCAUGGCGAGGAACUCGUCGGCAGCGGGCGCCCACGGCAGGCACCUCUACGCCUACUUCCCCGGCGGGCCGAGGUGGCCGCCGUUCCGGCGGGACCUCAAGUACGCGAUCACCGCGACCUCGGCGACGUCCAUCGACCGGUCCACGCUGAGCGACGUGUUCGCGCGCGCCUUCGCCCAGUGGGCCGCGGCCACGAACCUGCGGUUCGCGGAGACGGCGUCGGAGUCCGACGCCGACAUCACGAUCGGGUUCUACACCGGCUCGCACGGCGACGGCGAGCCGUUCGACGGGCCCCUGGGCACGCUCGCGCACGCCUUCUCCCCGACGGACGGGAGGUUCCACCUGGACGCCGCCGAGGCGUGGGUGGCCGGCGGCGACGUGUCGCGCGCGUCCUCGCCGGGGGUGGUGGACCUGGAGUCCGUGGCGGUGCACGAGAUCGGGCACCUCCUGGGCCUCGGCCACUCAUCGGUGCCGGAGGCCAUCAUGUACCCGACGAUCCGGACGGGGACGAGGAAGGUGGAGCUGGAGGCCGACGACGUGCAGGGGAUACAGAGCCUGUACGGGAGCAACCCCAACUACAGGGGCGUCACGCCGACGUCGCCGGCGACGAGCAGCCGCGAGAUGGACAGCGGCGCCGGCGCGGGGCUCCGGCCGGAUGCCGUUUUCGUUGGAGUGGUUGCGGCAGUUGGCCUGCUCCUUGCGCCGUAGACCUCUAGUCCUUGUCAUUUUUGCAGCCGUGCCGCCACGUCCCCUCGUGGCGUGGAUUUCUUGCUCGAUUAGUUGAUUCUUGGGUAGAUUCUUGUGUACAUAAUAACUGUGAUUAUUACAGAAUAAUACGACCAUAGUAGAUAUUAUAUUUUCGUUUUCUUA